AUGGCGAACCAAUCUACAGUUUCUGAGUUUAUACUUAUUGGAUUCCCAGGAAUUUCACAGAAGUUGCAUACUUUGGUUUCUGUCAUAAUAUUUCUAAUGUAUAAUACAGCAUUGUACUCAAAUGGAAUUGUAAUUGCUGUAAUUCUUCUAAAAGAACACCUGCACCAGCCGAUGUAUGUCAUGAUUGCAAAUCUAGCUCUUUCUGACCUCCUUUCAGACACAAUGAUUUUACCCAAAAUACUUGCCAAGUAUUGGUUUGGAGAUGAUGCCAUUUCCUUUUCUGGAUGCUUCUUCCAGAUGUUCUUUGUCCAUUCCUUGGCUUCUCUUGACUCCUUCAUUAUCAUGCUAAUGGCAAUUGAUCGUUAUGUUGCCAUUUGCAAACCUCUGAGAUAUUUCUCUAUCAUCAGCAAUUUGUUAGCUUCUAAGGUAUGUUGUGUGUUUUGGGUAACGUCUGCUUUUAUUGGAUUAACAAUUAUAGUCAUGGGUGCAGCACUUCCAUAUUGUGGACCAAACAAAGUCAAGAACUUUUUCUGCUCAUUGACACCAGUUUCUGUUUUGGCUUGUGCAGACUCUGCCCCAACCAGGCGUACUAUUUUUGUUGUUGCCAUGUUUGUGCACCUUGUGCCAUUGUCUUUCAUUAUAUUCUCAUAUAUUAUGAUAAUAAAGACAAUUCGCUCAAAAUCUGGCUCUGGAGGUUGGCAGAAGGCAUUUUAUACAUGCACUACCCACUCAUUUGUCAUCGGCAUGUAUUAUAUACCACGACUCAUGGUUUACAUCUAUAACCAGGUCCAGCUGAUGCCAAAUGCAGAUGUAAAUGUGUUACUUAUUUGUCUUUACUCAUUUGUGCCGCAUUUUACCAGCCCUAUUGUAUACUGUCUUAGAACUGAAGAAAUCAAAAAGACUCUGGUCAUUGUGUUCAAGAAUAUGAUCAAUUCACAACAUUAA
Messenger RNA from Pelobates fuscus (common spadefoot toad), 945 nucleotides. Its product is annotated as olfactory receptor 1M1-like. NCBI's taxonomy places the organism in Eukaryota, Metazoa, Chordata, Amphibia, Anura, Pelobatidae. Gene Ontology annotation, cellular component: membrane. Gene Ontology annotation, biological process: G protein-coupled receptor signaling pathway. Bases 1 to 945 code for a protein of 314 amino acids. The transcript has a single exon. The record is from RefSeq and is a predicted model, not a curated record. Gene Ontology annotation, molecular function: G protein-coupled receptor activity; olfactory receptor activity.